Priceomyces carsonii is the source of this 1716-nucleotide messenger RNA. RefSeq names its product phosphatidylinositol-3-phosphate-binding protein (gene BEM1). NCBI's taxonomy places the organism in Eukaryota, Fungi, Ascomycota, Pichiomycetes, Serinales, Debaryomycetaceae. Gene Ontology annotation, molecular function: phosphatidylinositol binding; protein binding; protein-macromolecule adaptor activity. Bases 1 to 1716 code for a protein of 571 amino acids. The transcript has a single exon. The record is from RefSeq and is a predicted model, not a curated record. Gene Ontology annotation, cellular component: cytoplasm; mating projection tip. Gene Ontology annotation, biological process: conjugation with cellular fusion.
AUGGCUUCCAACAUGAUUAGGUCGUUCAGAAGGAACAAGAGACAGUCAAGCUCUUCUGAUAGUACCAAGCAUUCAAUAUCUAGAAUUGGAUCUGUUAAAUCGGGCCACAGUCAGGAGAUCGGUGGUCUUUUACAAUCGCCCAAGAAAGUGAUCAAAGCUUUGUAUGACUAUCGACCUCAAGGACCAGGAGAGUUGAAGUUUGAGAAGGGUGACUUCUUUCAUGUUCUUAAUGAAGCAGAUGAUGUGAUGGAUGAGUCUACAGGGUGGUAUGAGGCGACAAAUCCCAUGACCAAUGCGAAGGGAAUGGUACCUGUGAGUUACUUUGAGGUGUUUAACAGAUCAAGGCCAACUUUUAAUGGAGACCUGAUAUCUCCGACACAGGGGCAGCGCAACUCCAAUCAGACAUUAUACGCUGUGACAUUGUAUGAAUUUAAGGCGGAGAGAGACGAUGAAUUAGAUGUUACGCCAGGAGAGAACCUAAUUAUCUGCGCCCACCAUGACUUUGAGUGGUUCAUUGCGAAGCCAAUAACACGAUUGGGUGGGCCUGGAUUAGUACCUGUCUCUUAUGUCAAGGUCAUAGACAUGUUGAAUCCGACCUCUUCUCAAAAUUUCGACGAUGACGUGGUGAAACUUGUCAAUUAUUUCAAAAUUCCCACUGUCGAACAGUGGAAGGACAGAACAGCAAAAUAUCAAGCUUCUACUAUACCAUUAGGGAGCAUAUCCAAUAGCCAAGCUCCCCCAGCUAAUUCUUCUACAGCUCAGUUUUUUGAGAAAAACCCUAUGCCCUCUAAUAGAUCGUCCUUGUCUUCAAACAACAUGUCGAUCUUGGAGGCUGGAGUGGAGUCUUAUCAGCUAGAUAAUGGAAGAUACCAAUAUUUAGUUGUUGCAAAGCUUUCGAAUGGCAAAAGGCGCUAUUUGUAUCGGUAUUAUCAAGAUUUUUAUGAUUUGCAAGUCAGAUUGUUGGAAAUGUUUCCAUACGAGGCAGGUAAAAUCGAAAAUUCUAAGAGAAUUAUUCCAUCUAUCCCAGGUCCGUUAAUUAAUGUAAAUGAUAGCAUUUCAAAGCUAAGAAGAGAGAAAUUGGAUUUCUAUUUACGUAACUUAAUCUCAUUGCCUAGUCAUAUAUCGAGGUCUCAAGAGGUUUUAUCACUCUUUGAGUUAUACAACAAUGGAUUUGACAAGGAAGACUCUGAUAGUGUAAGAGAGAGGAACCUGAAGAGAUACAGUCAGAAACCUUAUACUGAUGACUAUAACCGCACCCAAUCCAGUAUUUCUUCUGACUCUGUUCUCGUGCGCUCUAGGUCUCCAUCGGCUGCUAAUAUUCUUAAUAACUCCAUGUCUGCAUUAACUGAACACAAUUCUGGAGGAUCGGCCACGGCGGUGACGACGAACCAUGAAAAGCAUUCGAAAGUGAAAGUUAAAUUUUACUAUGAAGACGAUAUCUUUGUCUUGUUAUUACCAACUAACUUAAAGCUACAAGACUUGAAGUUGAAGUUAUAUGAAAGAUUAGGCCUUAAUGAGAUAGCUUCGAAUGUCAAGGCGCAAGAAAUUCAAUUGUUUCCUAAAAACGAAUAUGACGAUUAUGUCGAUGAACACCUGAUAGUCAACGAUGACUUCAGCUCUCUACAGAAGCUGCAAAUCCAACAAUAUGAAAUUGAUUCAGAUGAGAAGUUUCAUGGGAGCCUAUAUGAUAAAUGUAAGAUAGCUAUACUAGUUUAA